Molecule: messenger RNA, 4130 nt
Organism: Osmerus eperlanus (European smelt)
Lineage: Eukaryota; Metazoa; Chordata; Actinopteri; Osmeriformes; Osmeridae
Gene: rbm15
Product: RNA binding motif protein 15
Exons: 1
Coding region: 198-2759 (853 amino acids)
Biological process (GO): regulation of alternative mRNA splicing, via spliceosome
Cellular component (GO): nucleus
Molecular function (GO): mRNA binding
Source: RefSeq, a predicted model, not a curated record
CUUCGGUACUCCAUUCUUCCAAUGAGACACAGGAGGCGGAACAUAGUCGUAGUACUGUCAAAAUGGCGCAUGUUGUUGUUUUGCCGCAGGGUCAGUGAAUUUUCAAAUUCGUCAUUUCAGUAAUUUGUUGCGAAGCAUUGCAAAAACAACAUCGUGAAAACUUUAGUCGUUCUAAGUUCUCUGCAAGGUGGACUGAAAUGAAAGGAAAAGAAAGGUCGCCGAUAAAAAAGCGCUCACGGGCCCUGGAUGAUAUCCGAGACAGGGGAGGAGGCCAUCUAACCAGCAAGAAAAUGGGGGCUAUCUCAGUUUCCAGUGGGAGUAAUAAUGGGAAUACCUCUACGAAAAGUGACGGAGGAUCCACGAGAAGGAGCUUAAUCGGCGAAAAGAGAGACAGGGAUUUUGACGGACAUGUAUCUACUCGAACUGGAAAUAAUCAUAGUUAUCCAAAUGCAGCUGCUAGCUCUCUAGGUAAGAAUCACAAUCUAAACCUGACGCUCGAUUUAGCCACGCCAAGGACCAAUUCACGCGGAGAGCAAAGAGCUCAGCCUCCCAUAAACGAAAGUGAGUACAAAACAUUAAAAAUCAGCGAACUUGGCACCCAGCUGAGCGAUGAAGACAUAGAAGAUGGCCUUUUUCACGAAUUCAAAAAAUUUGGGGACGUGAGUGUCAAAAUAAGCCGAAGUAACGACGAAAGAAUAGCAUUUGUUAACUUCAGAAAGCCAGAGGAUGCCAGAGCUGCGAAACACGCGCGGGGGAGGUUAGUCCUUUAUGACCGGCCUUUAAAAAUUGAAGCGGUGUACAUUAACAGGCGGAGAAGCCGUUCUCCAGUUGAAAGAGACCCAUAUGUUACACCUCCAGGCCACAGGCAUUUGCACACACAGAGACCUCUUUCCCCAACUGGACUUGGAUAUAGAGACUACCGGCUCCAGCAGCUGGCCCUCGGGCGACUUCCUCCUCCCCCGCCUCCCCCUUUACCGAGAGACUUGGAACGGGAGAGGGAGUUUGCUCUCUUUGAAGCAAGGGCGCGCCCAGCGUUUAUAGCAGAGCGAGCCGCUUUUCGUGAAGAGGAUUUUAUAUCCCCUGAAGAUGACCAAAGAGCCAAUAGAACAUUGUUUUUGGGCAACUUGGACAUAACAGUUACAGAGGCUGACUUGAGGAGAGCAUUUGACAGGUUUGGGGUCAUAACCGAGGUGGAUAUAAAGAGACCUACCCGUGGGCAAACCAGCACAUAUGGGUUUCUGAAAUUUGAAAACCUUGAUAUGGCCCACCAUGCCAAGCUUACCAUGUCUGGCAAAAUAGUCGGCCGCAACCCCAUCAAGAUUGGAUAUGGUAAAGCAACCCCCACUACACGGUUGUGGGUUGGGGGACUUGGCCCUUGGGUCCCCCUUGCAGCUUUGGCAAGAGAGUUUGAUCGCUUCGGUACCAUAAGGACCAUUGACUACCGAAAGGGGGAUACCUGGGCCUACAUCCAGUAUGAGAGCCUGGACGCUGCUCAAGCAGCGUGUACACACAUGCGUGGCUUUCCACUGGGGGGCCCAGAGAGAAGACUAAGGGUGGACUUCGCGGACACCGAACACCGCUACCAGCAGCAGUUCCUGCAGCCUUUACCCCUUCCACCGUUCGACAUGGUGGCCGAAUCAUUUGUCCACCGCGCCACCCCUGAGCCCCUGAGGGUCAGGGAGAGGACUCCACCGCCUCUGCACUUCCGAGAGAGGGAGCUGUUCCCCGGAGCGGAGUGGCCCAAUCCCGCCCUCCGCGAGCGGGUGCGAGCCACCACUUUCGAACCUCUGGAGCACUUUGAGCGCGAGCGGCGUCCUCGGGAGCCGUGGUCGCUGGAAGGGGAUCUGCAGGGCCGCGACCCGGUGCGGAAACGCCACAUCAUGGACGACGGACGCCACCUGGAGUGUUCUCCCGACAGCACGGAGCGGACCGUUCGACGGCGACGGCCCUCCCCGGAGGGCAGCCCCGGGGGCAGCAGCAGGGAGGGGGGCCGCUUCAGUGACUCAGAACGGCCCCCGAGGAGCGACCGAGCGUCCCCGGCGCGCGAGCGUCACAACAGCCUGGAGCGAGGGGUGGAGAGGAGAACGAAGGGCCAGGGUCUCUCUGACAGGGGACCCUCCAGCAGCGGCGUCUUGGCCGGAGAACGCAAGCGAAAAGCGGGCGACGGCAGCAAAGGGCUGGCCAAGAGAGAGCGUUCAGAGCAGGGCUGCUCUAAGGGAGGCCUGUCAUCCAAGCAGGAGAGCAGCAAGCUGAGCUUGGCCUGGCAGGGCAUGCUGCUCCUGAAGAACAGCAACUUCCCCGCCAACAUGCACCUUCUGGAGGGCGACCAGGGCGUGGCCGGCGACCUGCUCGUCGACGGCAUGACGGGGAGGCAGGUGAGCGAGCUGAAGAUCACCCAGCGCCUGCGUCUGGACCAGCCCAAACUGGAUGAGGUGUCUCGGCGCAUCAAAGUGGCGGGCCCCGGCGGCUACGCCAUCCUCCUGGCGGUACCCGGGAGCACGGAGGAGGUGUCGUCUUCCGACCCUGCGGCGUCCACCCAACGGCCGCUUCGCAACCUGGUCUCCUACCUAAAACAAAAGCAGGCGGCCGGUGUCAUCAGCCUGCCUGUAGGGGGCAGCAGAGAUAAAGACCAUGCAGGGGUUCUCCACGCUUUCCCUCCCUGUGAUUUCUCCCAGCAGUUCUUAGAUUCCCCGGCCAAAACUCUGGCUAAAACUGAGGAGGACUACCUCGUGAUGAUUGUAGUCCGUGGGGCAUCUUAACAAUCAGAAACAAAAGCAAACAACUAAUGUUGGAAAGUUAGAAAAAGCUCUUUGUCUGUAACUAUAGCAUGCUGUGUGUGAUCUGCAUCGGGAUAGUAUAGUCUGGGGCUAGUAUGGGAGUGUUUGUGUUCCUAUAAUUUUCACCAAAAACAAGUUUCAAAGUUUUUAAGAAUGUGUCAUUGGGGUACCCUGUUUUAUAAAGGGUAUGCUAAUUUCAAGCUAAUGUUAAGCAGGUAGCAUUAGGCCUAUUCAUCAGGAGCAUUCAGAUAUGUAAAUCAGUUGAAUAGAAUGAGGAAGAAUAGGAAUAAAAUAAAAGUUAAAAUUAUGUACAAAUGAACCUUUUUGGUUUUCAACAAUGAAAACAAACCACUGUGAGUAGUCCCAUUGCAAAAUAUUCACCUUAUUGGCCAUCUGUAGUGGUAGUGUACAGCCUACAGACAUGGUUUAUGCUUAAUACAAUCAUUUGAGAAAAUAUUUGCCACUAGACUACAAGUCUUGAACUAUCAGUCUUGUCUGUUGAAAUAGGUAAAUAUUAGUAAGCCUUGAACCCUGUCAUUGUAUGGGCUUAACAUGUUCAACAUACAUCUGUAUCUCUUAUAAAGUGUUUUGUGCAGGUAACAUGCACUUAUCCUAAUAUUGUUGGGGAAAAAUACAACAGGUUAUUGAUAAACCGUAUUUCCCAAAUAUUUCCUCUUUUUCUGUACAACUAGUCGUACAUGGAAAUGAUCUCAUAUUGGUAACACAGUCCAAGCACAGAUGCAGCCCUUUCAUGUAUUGGUAGAGCCUAGUUCGGCCUAUGUGUGUAAUUGUUAAGAACUACUGCAGUGUCUUGAGACUAUACAAGACAGGAUUUUCUGAACAACACUACAGAAUGGAUUAAUUCCAAAUGAUGUUAUUACCACGUUCUGCUUGCUACAAUUUGGCAGCAAAAACAAAUUCAGAUGAGGUUACACGAUCUGCUGAAGUUUUUCAAGAAAAUAUUCUAAAUAUUGAUAUGGAUUUCUUUGCUAGUUUCGGCCCUAGAUGCCGCAGACAAGGCAAGAGAAAGAAAAACCAGACAUUGUUUCAUUAGAAUUGGAAUUCAUAACUUGAUUAUAAUGUUAUUGUCAUACAUGCUACCUUACCCCCUAAAAUCGUAGUUUAAUGUGACCAAUUCUGUUUCGUGAUAAAAUGACUGUAAAGCAGUGUACUGAUAUUUCUACUGUUAAUGUUAUUAGGUUAAUGAUGCAUCGUAAAUGUCAGAAUAGUAGAAUUUUUAAAGCUAAUUCCGAUGUAGAGAAUAUACCUACUGUAUGCACUAACCGUAAAUAUAAUGGUUUCUUUUUGCCAUCCAUAUGUACAUUAAGGGCAACUAAAAUUGUAUUUGUUACA